CUGUAAGAGAAUUGAAAAACCAUGUACUCUAGGAUUAAGACAGAAUGCCAAAAGGUUUUGUAUUUUUGGAAAAGAAAUAUUUUGGUUCUUUCCUCGAAUAUGGGCUUUGGUAAAAAGAGGUGCAAAAAAUUGGUAUCCGUGGAUAAAAAUAAAAAUAAAACGGGGCUUUCCGUGGCCAUUAGCCCUGGCCCUGGCAUUCGACGGAUGGAAGUCUAACAAACUCCACAACGACAUCGCUGCUCUGUCAUUUCGCCAUUGCCGCCGUUACUUUCCCCACCGUAGCAGAGAAGUCCUCCUCGGGAUGAGAAAAAACUCCCGUUAGCAUUUCCGCCGAAUCCUUGAAGCACCUCUCUCAAUCGUCAGUCUUCUGAACCUCCUGCGUCGCCCUUGGUUGGUAAGUUGGUGCUGCUUCUGCUUCUUCUUCCUCUUCCAUUUCCGCUCUCUUCUUCUUCUUUCUUCUUCCUUUCAGCUCGAUGCUCGUAUGAGUUACGAGUACCUAUACGGCUCAGUUUUCCUGAAUACAGUCAACGGAGUUUUGAGUAAUGGCGACUGAGUCCUCGUCUCCUCCCAAUCCCCCCGCCGCCGGUGGGACUCCUCAGAAUUCAGCUACAGAAACUGUGCAACCAGCAAAUGAAGUUAAGCAAGAUGCUGCUCCACAAAAUCCCAAGUCUGUCUUUGUGAAUUCAGAACCAAUACGAGAAGACCAAGUACAAAAUGCUGUGAAAUUUCUUUCUCACCCAAAAGUUAGGGAUUCUCCAGUGUUCCACAGGAGAAAUUUUCUUGAGAAGAAGGGGCUAACUAAAGAAGAGAUAGAUGAAGCUUUUCGACGUGUGCCAGAUCCAUCUCCAAGUGCUCAGCCAACUGUUACCAACCAGGUGGGACAGGGAGUAACAACAUCAACCAUUCAGCCAACAUCUGUUUCCCAAACCCCGGUGCCAAUAAUAACUGUUCCUAGCAGUGCGAGUUCCUCUAUGUUCGCCUUGGCUCGGUCUCGAUUUCAAUGGUACCAUGCCGUUUUUGCUGUUAGUUUGCUGGCAGCCUCUGGUGCUGGAACGGCUAUUUGGGUUAAGAAGUCCAUGAUUCCCCGACUAAAAUCUUGGAUACGGUGGGUUGUUAUGGAAGAGAAAAAUGGUGAUGGAGGCAUAACAAAUAUAAAACCAACUUUGGCUGAAGAAGCUGCAGCAGCGGCAAAAGCGGCCGCAGCUGCUGCGUCUGAUGUGGCAAAAGCAAGCCAGGAAAUGAUGAUCUCAAGAUAUGAAGAGAAAGUAAACAUGGAGAAGUUCAUGGAUUUGAUGCAAAUGCAAGUGAAGGAAAUCAGGUCAAUGGGCAGUGCCAUAAAACACCUGGAAGGAAGAAGUGAUAAAAUUGAAAGAACUCAUCUGGUCGAGCAUGGAGGGCACAGUGGUUCAAUUACAAACCUUAAGCCAACAUAUCCAAAUGGACACAAACCAGAGAUUGAUUCGCACUCAGCAAGAUCCUCCUUACCACCAACUUCUGCAGAUAAAUCUGCCCCACCUCAUCCCAAUUCAUAUAUGGAUAUAAUGGCAAUGGUUCAAAGGGGAGAGAGACCGCCAAACAUCAGAGAUAUAAAUGAUCAACCUCCCAACCCUAACCAGCAAAUUUCAAAUCCUCGCUUGGCUCCCAGGUCUAAGCCUUGGGAGGGUGCUUAUCAAGCCAAAACCAGCUCAAGAGGAGGAUUUGGUUCUGCACUGAACGGGGAAGGGGGUUCAGAUUUCGGUGCGCAGAACAAUGAAGCGAGCAAUCAGGUGGAUGCGCAGAGCACCGUGCCUUGGUGGCAGAAGAAGAACUCAAGAAUCACUGAGACCGAAUACGUUGAAGCCAAGCCAGGGUCCACCACUGUUGUACAGACGAACGAGCAGCCACCAAUUCAGCGGACUUGGGUGCCUCCCCAGCCUCCACCAGUUGCAAUGCCUGAAGCAGCAGAAGCCAUUCGGCGGCCAAAAUCCAAGAAAGAGGCAGAGCCUGUUUCUCAAGAAACGAGCGGAGAAGGAUUUUCUGCUGCUGAGGUCACUGAUGAGCUGCAGCGGAUAACCAAGAUAUCUGAGUCCGGAGGGGAAGUAGAGGAGAUGCACAGUGGAGGACAGGAAACGAAUGGAGGAUUGUUAGGAGGAUUGAAGUUGAGUGAGAUUGAGGAAGAACCCGUACAGAGCUAUUAAAGAGGAAAUGAAUGAAGUGAUGUAGAGGAAGCUGUCUUCAAAUCUGUUUGUAUACCUUAAGCUGGAGUUGGUUGCAGAACAGUACGCGUCUUCUUGAAAUUUGCGGGAGCGAAUGAAAUAGGUUAUUAGGGAGCUUCUGACUGAGUAUGGAUUUAAAUACUUGGUGGGUGUCGUGGGAUGUGUCAUUCACUCAUUUGGCAUGAUGGUUGCUGUUUUUUUUUUUAAACGUGGGGCCGGUUAUAUUGCAUACUGUAAGGUUAAGGAGAAAAAUAUACAAAGACAUUCGAAAUAAAGCCAAGAAUUACAAUCCAGCCAUUAGCAAGA
Messenger RNA from Linum tenue, 2501 nucleotides. Lineage: Eukaryota; Viridiplantae; Streptophyta; Magnoliopsida; Malpighiales; Linaceae. The record is from the annotation of a GenBank genome assembly.